AUGAGAGCCCUGCACUCGUUCCCGGUCGGUGCCUUCCUGACCCUGCUGCUCUGCCUCCCCAGCCCCGGUCACGGAGAGUCCUACUUUGGGGCCAGCCACUGCAGUUUACAAGUCAUCCAAGAUGUCUCCACUUUCCAACUGUCACUACAUAUUAAGACAAGUCGGAGGAGUGGGCUUCUGCUCUUGGCUGCAGGGAUGGAGGACUACCUAUUUGUUGAGCUACAAAACGGGAAAAUACAGGCACGGAUGAACUCGGGCUCUGGUGAGGUGACACUGUCCUCAUCCCAAGGAGUACAGCUGAACAACCUCCUGGACCACAAAAUCGCACUGACCCUGCAAGAUGGCAAACUCACCAUGAUAAUUGAUGAGCUCUAUCCAACAUAUGUUCCUGUGGACGACGAUGGGGAACUGCUAAAUAUUGACAUAGGCAUUUGGCUUGGAGGCACAGGUGACCUGGAUGCUCCCUACCUCAGUAAUGCCAUUCCUCCUUUCCGGGGAUGCAUGACUGAGGUUAAAUUUGAGUCUCAUCAGUUUGAUAUUCUCAGCACAGCCUUUAAACAAUGCCACGACACAAAGGAGUCCUGCAGCAGUGAGUUUGAGGCUGGUGAUGGCGAGGCAACAAGUUUCAGCACUCCUGAUUCCUUUGUUUCUUUCCCCACCUGGAGCGGGGCUACUGGCGCUCCAAGGGUCUUGGAGUUCUUAAUGAAAACCACCAUUGAGGAUGCAUUACUUGUUUUCCACCCUGGCAGAGACUCAGACUUCAUUGCUAUUGCUGUGAUGAAAGGUUAUCUCAAAGGUGUCCUGGACCUCGGCAGUGGCAUGAAGGUACUGGAGAAUACCGAGGUGCAGCUGGAUGAUGACCAGUGGCACAGAGUUAAGGUUCAGAUCAGUCCGGAUUCUUUUGUUAUUAAUGUAGAUAGCCAGUCUUCCUCCCUCCCACUUGACUCAUCAGAACAACUGGACUUAGCAGGAAACCUGUAUUUAGGAGGAAUCCAGGGGAAAAUGAAGGAAGUCUUUCGUGAAAGUGGGUCCUUGAAUAGGGCAGAAGAGGAAAUGACAGUUGAGUCCUUUAUUGGUUGUUUGGGCGAAAUCAAAGUAAAUCAGAAGGACCGAAGCUUACAAGAUGCUUUGGUGACGAAAGAUGUUCACGUUAAAUGUGAAGGAGACGACUAUGACUACUCAAGCUAUUAUGAUGCAGACGCAACUACAACUCCCCCUGUCCGCAUCCGAUAUGUCGACAUGGACGAAAAUGAACAACACUGCUACCCAACUGAUGAAAUGCCAGAGAUAUUCAGAAAUGUAACCAAACUUCUUGAUGUCACACCAUUGCUUGUUCCUGAAGGUGGAGAAGUUUUUCUUGAUAUCAACAACCUAAGCCCUACAUUUGACCUCAGUGCUGCAGGGAUGCGUCAGUCAGACAUUAUCUUUACCCUCAAAAAUGAUCCAUGGUACGGCCUGGUUGAUAUGGACCUCAACACAAAACACACACAAAAGUUCACUCUACUGGAUGUUGUUAAUAAGAAAAUGAAGUACAUGCAUGAUGGAAAUGAUAGGCACGCAGAUCAAAUCCAAAUAGAGGUGGUUACUCACAGUGAUGGUUAUCUUCCAGAAUGUCUAAAAACUCCCCGUGAUUAUGUCCUCCCAGUUGAGAUACUUCCUGUCAAUGAUAUACCACAACUUAGUGGAGGAGAAAUCACCAUCACUGAAAAUGGCAGGACUCGUCUGAGCCCUAGCCUUAUCAAAAUUGUGGAUUCUGACACCCGGUGUGACGACUUAGUCGUAACUGUAACCUCAGAGCCGUCCAUGGAAGUCGGUUACCUUGAAAAUGGUCAAAGGCCAGGAAGAAGCAUUUCUGAAUUCACAUGCAGAGAAUUGAAAGAUGGACAUAUUUAUUUUGUACAUAGAGGUGGUAGUUCUGCUGGAAUAACAUUGGAAGUAUCUGAUGGACAGUCAGUAAGCCAGUCAACUACUUUAAAGUUGUCUGUAACACAGCCACAUAUGACAAUUGUCACCAACACUGGCCUUCUCUUGACUCAAGGAAGCAACUCGUCCAUCGGUAUCGAAACUCUGGCUGUUAUCGCUCAUCCACGUAACGGAGAUAUCAUGUAUAACAUUACACAGCCUCUGCUAUUUGGAGAACUACACAUUAUGACAAGUGAUGGACUGUACAAGCAGGUUACAGCUUUCCAUCAGUCUGAUCUGGAUCAAAACCGCAUAAGGUACAUCAGCACAGACUCAAGUGACCAGGAGGAUAUUGUUGUGGAGCGAAUUCAGUUCGACACCCACUUGGGGCAGUUCUCCCUCUGGAACAACACCUUCUUAGUAAAGAUCAUGCCUGCGCAAGUUAGAGUUACUCUCCUAAUUCCCUUGGAAAUGGAGGCUGGUGAGGAGCAAACAAUUGGCCUCACAGAGCUUCAGGCUGAAGUGAAAGAGAAAAACCCAGAUCCACAAACUGUAAAAUACAUCCUUGUCAAGCCCCCAACACUAGGAAGUCUCCUGAUGUCAGAUAGAGAGAUAGCUGAGGGUGAUAUGUUCACCCAGAAGGACAUUAUGGACAAUACUAUUAGCUACAGGGUCCGAGUGCAAAGAGCUGCAGAUAGUAUGGACCAAUUUCAGUUUAGAGUUUUGUUUGAGGACCAAUACUCUCCUCUGUACACCUUCCCAAUUAACAUUCUUGCCAAUGCAGAUGCCCCUGUUCUGACCAAUGAGAUGCUAGUUGUCUUGCAGGGUACUGAGGAAACUCUGAACAAAAACUAUCUUUGGAUGCAGUCACAGACUUCAACGGAUUUUGUUUACCGCGUCUUACAAGGGCCAAAGAAUGGACGACUGAUAAGGGACUCCCCUGAAGACCAGCCUAGAUUUGAGGGGGCAAUUAGAGUUUUCAGUAAUGAAGACCUAAAACUUGACAGGCUUAUUUACAAGCACGAUGGCUCCAGGACAAGCAGUGAUGAGUUCCAUUUCUCAGCGUUUGAUCAAGGAGCAGAAGAUUCUGAAAAUCAGGAGGCAGUGACUGGUGUCUUCAGAAUAUCAAUUCAGACCAAGAACGAGCAUGUUCCUGUGAGGGUCGUGGAUAAAGUCUUCAACGUGGUCCGCUAUGGUCAGCAUCUGCUAACAACAGAAGUGAUCCAGUUCAAGGACGAUGACUCAGGUUUCAAUGACACCCAAAUUGUCUACGCUCGUGAGGGAAUCCUCUCAGGCAAUAUUGUUUCAGCGUCCAACCCAUCACAGCCUCUUUUCCGUUUCACACAAGCUGACCUGCGAGACAAAAAGAUUCUUUUCAUUCACCGUGGAGCCGAUCGGGAACGCUUCUCACUCCAGGUGUCAGACGGCUACCACAAGACCACUGCGCUCCUAGAGAUCGAGGCUGGUGAGGCCUACCUACGAGUUGUGAACAAUGCAAUCAUAGUCAUUGACCAUGGAAGCACCAAGACCCUUAACACCUCACUGCUGAGCGCUGACACCAACGUGGACAUCAGAGAUGACAACGAGAUCAAGUUCCAGAUUACUUCCCCACCAAGUGAUGGCAAGAUUAUUGUGAGUGGGAUUGAGGCUUCUACGUUCUCCCAAGAGGACCUCAAAAAAGGAGUUGUGUCAUAUGAGCAUAAUUAUGAGAGUCUGAGGUCCAAGGACUCUUUCAGCUUUAGGGUCCAAGCCCAUGGUCACUCUGAAGACGGCACCUUCAGGAUUAAAAUAUUCAAGCAAGGUUACCGCUCUGAGCCUGAGGUGAUAACUAAUGAGGUCAUCAUUUCCUAUGAGGGAGAGCACACCAUCAUCAACCCGGAUCAUCUCAAGGUGGAGCAAGCAGAUAUUCUCCCAACAGAAAUGGUGUUCACUAUUAAAGAACUUCCACGGUUCGGUCAUGUGGUCAAGCUGACCAACAGUUCAGACAGCGCGGCCUCGCCUGUCCUCAACUACAUCCACAGUUUCAGUCAAGAGGACAUUGAUCAGGGACGCAUUCUCUAUGUGUCUGCAUCCAUUCAGGGCAAUGACGCCUUCACAGUGGACGUCAGCAACGGUUUUACCACAGUGGAGGACCUACAGAUCUCUGUGAACAUCGUCCCCCGGCUCAUCCCCAUCCAGACCUUCAACUUCACUGUGAAGGAAGGCCUCAGCAGAGUCAUUAAUGCAGAGAUCAUAAACAUCUCUCAUCCCUUCUACAGCUCAGAAAACAUAGAUUUUGUGGUGGAAGACCCGCCACAGCACGGGGACAUCCGCUACCUUGAUGGAGACGAAUUAUCUUACUUCACAUGGGAAGAGGUGAAACUCGGACACAUCUACUACAUGCAUGACAGCACCGAGAGCACGGAGGACAGUUUUACACUCUCUGCCUCCAUUUAUGAGAUUGAGCGCCGCAGCCUCCCUGUCACCAUCUCAGUGACUGUCAUCCCAGUCAACGACGAGCCGCCAAAGCUGACGCGGAACACAGGCCUGGAGGUUCUUGCUGGGGAGGAAGCUGACAUCACCUCCAGCAUGCUGAACACCGAGGACGCCGACACCCCUGCCGAGAAACUGGUUUACCACGUCGAGAUGCCAACCAAUGGGAUGGUGGCGCUGAAAGAGGCGCCCGAGGAGGGCAUUCUGAAUUUCACUCAAGCAAGCAUAAACAAAGGGGAGAUCAUUUUCACUCAUGAAGGUGAGGAGUCUGGUGGUUUCGGUUUCACCGUGACAGACGGCGAGCACACUUCUCCUCUCUAUCAAUUUGUCAUCACAGCCAGGCCUCUCACCAUCACCAUGGUAACGCAAGAGGAGCUCAUGGUGUUCCCAGGAACAAGGCAGCCCAUCACAAGCGCCAAUCUGGGUGCCGUGACCAAUGAGGAUGGAAACGAGAUCAGCUACUCUCUUAUCCGCCCACCUCGUUUGGGACGACUCAUCCUGGCUAACGACAGGAACCAGUAUGAAAAAAUUACCCGCUUCUCACAAACUCAGCUGGAGUCCGGAGCAGUCUUCUACGAGCACCAGAUACCCGAGGAGGCUUUUUGGGUGGUGAGGGACUCCGUAGAGCUCACCCUGUCGUCCCAACCAGCUCCAGAUGUCCGACACAUCCUGCCCAUCACCGUCUCCUACUACGCUGCUCACAGCAACAUCUCAUCACAGCUGUGGAAGAACGAAGGUCUGGAAAUUGUGCAGGGCCAGACGAAAACCAUUGAUGAUUCCAUUCUUGACUCCUCUAACCUUCUGGCAAGCGUACGUGAGGCUAAUCAAGAUGAUGUGGAUGUGGUUUAUGAGAUUAAGCGUUUUCCUGACCACGGUCGAAUCACCCUGGGCAGUCAAGACCUGCCCCGUAACGCCCCCUCCUUCAUGCAGGAAGACGUGAAUCAAGGAAAGCUGGAGUAUCUGCAUGAUGACUCAGGAGCCUCCUCUGACAGCUUCUCUUUCAGGGCCCGUCUAAAGUCUAAGGGUCAAGGUGUGGCCUCGCCUGCAGAGUCCGUGGUCCUGGAGGAGAUAUUUAUCAUCUCAAUCAAACGGCGAGGCUCUGACCCUCCCGAACUAGUUACGACAGACAUGCUCUUGGAGGUCCUUCAAGGCUCCAUGACCAUCUUGACCCAGAGGCAUCUCAACACUCAGGAUGAGGACAGUCCACCAGAUGAGGUGCACUUCAAGGUGACCAAAGCUCCUAGCAACGGUCGACUGGUUGACUCUCUCACAAUGGACCCCAUCGCUGACUUCACACAAGAGAUGGUCAACCGUGGGCAGGUGGGCUUCUUCAGUGACGGCAGCCUUGUAGAUGGCUUUGCGGAAUUCAUCGUGUCAGACGGAGAACACCAAACGGAACCGCACACGCUCCACAUUGGCGUCCUCGCUCGCACUUUGUUCCUCGACAAAGCUCCUGAGAUCAAGGUGAAACAAGGUGAUGAUGAGACCCUGGUGACUGAGGAGAUGUUGAAGGCCACUACCGGGGGCCCUGUUGAGGAGGACAUCCUUUACAAGAUCACAAGUGUUCCCAAGUAUGCAGCUGUCAUGGUUGACCGGCAGCCCACGUCAGCCUUCACCCAGAAACAGAUCAAAGAAGGCAGAGUCAGCGUCCGAUUUGUUAAGUCCACUUCACCUCGAGAUAGCGUCGCAUUUGUGGCUCGGAGUCGGGCGGCUAACGUCUCCUCUGUCCUCAACAUCACAGUCCAGCCUCUGGCCAACAUCGCUCAGGAUCCUCUCUUACCCCAGGGUACUCUUGUCCAACUGGACAGGAAGCUUCUGGACGCAUCUCCGCUCGCAAACAAGACCAGAGCGUCCCCCACGUUCACUGUCAUCCAACAGCCACGGGGGGCUCGUUUCGUGAGGUCUGGAGGCGCCGGUGAAGGUCAACCAGUGGACACAUUUAGCCAGAGGGAUUUGGAUGAAGGCCGUGUAGCCAUGGAAAUCCUAAAUCAUACAUCUGGAGCACAAGGUGGUGUUGCUCAGGAUGAGGCACGCUUCCUGCUCAAAGCCCAUGGGGUGCCUCCUGCUGAAUGUGUGCUUUCCUUUAAGACAGGCCCCUACAAUGCUUCUGGAGUCUACCCUGUCACUCUGUUGAGGACUCCCUCAGAAGCCCCUAUUGCAACUCCAACUAGCCCCCACUGGAGGAGCAGCAUGGACUGGCCAGAAGGAAAUCCCACUACUGCAGCACCUUCCGACUCUAGCCCCAACGGAAGACCACAUGUCUCCCGAAGGAGCAACUUCUGGUCUAUUCUCAUUCCCAUCCUGGUAAUCCUCCUCCUUUUGCUGCUGGCAGCCAUCUUGGCCUACUACUUGAUCCGUAAAAACAAGACAGGCAAGCACAACGUCCAGACGGCAGCUUCCAAGCCCAAAAACGGAGAGGUGGCCGGCACGGAGACCUUUCGCAAAACUGAUCCAGCCAAUAACAUCCCCAUGUCCAACAUAGACGCCAAAGACGCAGACCCGGAGUUGUUGCAGCACUGUCGGACAACAAACCCGACCCUGAAAAAGAACCAGUACUGGGUUUGA
Molecule: messenger RNA, 6939 nt
Organism: Limanda limanda (common dab)
Lineage: Eukaryota; Metazoa; Chordata; Actinopteri; Pleuronectiformes; Pleuronectidae
Gene: cspg4
Product: chondroitin sulfate proteoglycan 4
Exons: 11
Coding region: 1-6939 (2312 amino acids)
Source: RefSeq, a predicted model, not a curated record